AUGGCCUCCUCCCCAACAAUCCUCCUCCUCCUCCUCCUCUCCGCCACCGCCUUAUUUAGCCUCCUAACCCCUCCUGUCUCCGCCGACGACCGCCUGAACGCCGGCCAAUCCCUUAACCCUGGACAAUCACUCGCAGAAGGCACCUACUUAUUCAUCAUGCAACAAGAUUGUAACCUCGUUCUCUACGAUAACGGCGGAGCCGUCUGGGCCUCGGGGACCAACGGACAGGCCUCCGACUGUGUUCUCACCAUGCAAACCGAUGGCAAUCUCGUAAUAUAUAGUAACGGUGAUGCUAUCUGGGCGAGCAACACCAAUCGCCAAGACGGUGAUUAUUAUCUCAUCCUCCAGAGAGAUCGCAACGUCGUCAUAUACGAUAACGCUAACAACGCUAUUUGGGCGACUGGAACUAACGUUGGCAAUGCUGAUGUUUUCGUCAUCCCGCAUAGCAACGGCACAGCGGCGACAUCCGGCGCUGCACAGAACAAGGUGAAGGAGCUGUAUCCUUGA
Messenger RNA from Dendrobium catenatum, 507 nucleotides. RefSeq names its product mannose-specific lectin-like. The record is from RefSeq and is a predicted model, not a curated record. Bases 1 to 507 code for a protein of 168 amino acids. The transcript has a single exon. NCBI's taxonomy places the organism in Eukaryota, Viridiplantae, Streptophyta, Magnoliopsida, Asparagales, Orchidaceae.